AAGGACAGGCACAAAGGAAGAGCUGUGGCAGGGUUCGCCUGUAUUGAAAGUGGGGCUUUGAAAUCGCGCAGAAGUUCUUUGUGCGGUGUUGUAGCUCGGCGGGAGGGUCAGCGAUGAGGGUUGAAGACGUUCGCGGACGGCGUUGAAGUCGAAAAUCGUCGCGUUCGCGUGUUUGUGUUCUUUUUCAGAACGUGGAAAAAACAAAAACAAAAAAAAAGGGAAGUGUUUUCUCGCUCGUGGCCGCGAGUGACCCGUAGACUCCGUGGGGUCAAGGUAGAUGUCAGGCACGGUGGCGGCGGUGGAGUCUUUGUUGUGAGUGUGAAAUCACACGUUCACCCUGGCUCACAGUCCGCACGGGGGUGAUGACCCGGGGGCGAUGCUGGAAUGGGAGGACACGGACAGAUUUUCUUUCGAGGACUCUGACAGGUUCGAAGAGGACUCGCUCUGCAGUUGGAGCAGCGAGCCAGAGAGCCUCUGCAACAACUGGAGAGGAUGGAAACGUCCGUUCGGCAGCUCGAAGAAGUCUGCAGAAGACGGGGCGCAGGUGCCGACGCUCAGCGAGCUGACGGCGCGCUGCGUCGCGGCGCACAUCCCCUUCGAGCUGGUGGAGCACGUGUACCCGCCCGUCCCGGAGCAGCUGCAGCUGCGCAUCGCCUACUGGAGCUUCCCCGACAACGAGGAGGACAUCCGCCUGUACUCGUGCCUGGCCAACGGCAGCUCGGACGAGUUCCAGCGCGGCGAGAACCUCUACCGCCUCAAGGCCGUCAAGGAUCCCCUGCAGAUAGGUUUCCACCUGAGCGCCAGCGUGGCAGUGCCUCCGUCCCUGCCCGGCCAGACCCGCGGCCAGUACAACGUGGCGGUGACCUUCGACCGUCGCCGCAUCACCUCCUGCAACUGCACCUGCAGCUCGACGGCGUACUGGUGCUCCCACGUGGUCGCCGUGUGCCUGCACCGCAUCCACCUGCCGACUCAGGUGUGCCUGAGGGCGCCGGUGAGCGAGUCGCUGUCCCGCCUGGAGCGCGACCAGCUGCAGAAGUUCGCCCAGUACCUGAUCAGCGAGCUGCCGCAGCAGAUCCUGCCGACCGCGCAGAAGAUCCUCGACGACCUGCUGUCCUCCCAGUCGUCCACCAUCAACUCGGUGUGUGGAGCCCCGGAUCCCACCGCGGGGGCUUCUGCCAACGACCAGACAUCGUGGUACUUGGAUGAGAAAACACUUCAUGACAACAUCAAGAAGAUUCUCAUCAAGUUUUGCAUUCCAGCACCAAUAGUGUUCAGCGAUGUGAACUACCUGAGCAACUCGGCGCCGCCGGCCGCGGCCGAGUGGACCAGCCUGCUCCGGCCGCUGAGGGGCCGGGAGCCGGAGGGCAUGUGGAACCUGCUGUCCAUCGCUCGCGAGAUGUUCAAGAGGAACGACCGCAACGCGGUGCCCCUGCUGGAGAUCAUCACCGAGGAGUGCAUGGCGUGCGAGCAGAUCCUGGUGUGGUGGUUCAACACGAAGGUGGCCCUGCACAACGGCAGCUCGGGCCACUCGGGCGGCAAGCACGGCAGCGUGAGCGGCAACAGCCACGCGUCGCAGCACGCCUGCUCCUCGCUGUGCGACGAGAUCGUGGUGCUGUGGCGGCUCGCCGCGCUCAACCCGGGGCUGUCCUCCGAGGAGCGCGAGCUGCUGCACGACCAGUUCCGCAACUGGCACCUCAAGAUCGUCGAGAAGGUCACGAAAACCCGCGGAGGGAACGUGAACAACCCUCAGACGGUGCCUGGGUCAGGCGUCAACAGGAGUGCCAUCAGCUUCCGCAACGACGUGGAGGCGUUCAGCGGCUUCAAGUCGGCCGUGGAGGCGUGCUAUCUGGACUGGGAGGACUACCCGCUGCCCAGCAUAACGUACGUGAGCGGCGUGAACCGCCUCUACCACUGCCCCUUCACGUGCUUCAGGCACGGGGAGUCAGCGCGGCCGGACAACCUGGUGAACUCGUCGCAAGCCGUGCUGAACUGCGAGCCGCCCAUGCUCCACCACGACCACCACCACCACCACCACCACCACCACCCGCGCCACCACCACCACAAGCCGCACCACCACGCCCCCAAGCGCCAGAUGAGGAUCAACAACUUCGUGGAGUUCUCGUACAUGGACUGCCGGCACCUGGGCGGGCAGUUCCCUCUGUGCCCCGUGCCCAUCGGCGGGCUGCCAGGGGCCGUACGCGCCCGCGACGACGGCAACCGCUCCAGCGUCAGCAGCGAGGGCUUCUGCGAGAACGACGCCGACCCCGACAUCCUGAACGACACGUUCGCGGGCUCGGGCCUCCAGGGGAUCGCGGCGGACUCGGAGCUCCGGGAGUGUGCGACGGGCAGCGAGUCGAGCAGCAGCGGGACGAGCGGCUUAGCCCCCGGCGAGAAGUGGCAGGGCGGGGGCACCACCCGCGCCAGCCUCGGGGGCGUGCCCGUCCCGGUGCCCGGCGGCCUCGGGUACUACCCCGUGUACGAGAUGGCGUACCCGCCCAAGCCCGCCUCGGACUUCUCCCUGGCGAUGGCCCCCGACCCGGCGGCGGCGGCGUCCGCCCCUCGCCAGGUCCGGGAGGAGCCGGCGAUGCCGCCGGCGUCCCCGCUGGCCCUGGACGGGGACUCGGACAGCUCCGGGAGCACGGGGUCCCCGCGGGGGGACCGCGAGGCGUCCCGCCGCCCCUCAAAGGACGAGUCGUCCAACUCCGACUCGCAGCAGUCGGGCGACGAGUACCACGUGUACUACUACGACCCCAAGGCCCUCGCCUGCCACGCGGGCAACGCAGAGAAGCUGAAGGCGCCCGAGGCGAAGCAGGACGAGCCGGGCAGCCCCCUGUCGUCGGCGUCGGUGUUCGCCAACCUGAAGAAGAUGGAGGACCCGUGGGAGAUCCUGCUGGCGCGGGCCGAGGGCCUUCACGCCCACGGGCACGGGCGGGAGGCCUGCACGCUGGCGGUGCAGCUCGCAGAGGAGCUGCUCGCCAACCCGCCGGACCUCAUGAUCGAGCUGCCGCCCAUGCCCACCAAGAACAAGCGCAAGAAGAAGGUGAACCCGGUGUCCCACCAGCUGUCCUGCCUGGCCUCCGCCACGCUCGCCAAGUGCGCGUUCCUGUGCACGGUGCUGGCGGAGAAUGCUGACCACUCCCACCUGGCCUUCAGGGUCGGGCUGUUCGGGCUGGAGAUGGCACGGCCCCCGGCCAGCACCAAGCCCCUCGAGGUGAAGCUGGCGAACCAGGAGACGGAGCUGGUCUGCCUCCUGAAGCGCAUCCCGCUGGGACCCUGGGAGCUGAAGGUGAUCCGGGAGCGGGCGGAGCAGCUGAAGACCGGCACCCUGCGGUCCCGGGGCGACGCCCUCCUGCCCAUCGUGGUGGCGAGCUUCAUAUUCGAGGCGCUGGCCGUCCCGCCGGAGCGAGGCCCCCACAUCGUCGCAGCGAACGCGGCCGGCCGCGAGCAGCGCUGCCAACUGCAGAGCCUCGGCCUGCGGCUGCCCACGGACGAGGCGCUGGGGUUCGAGGCCGCGGUCGCGGCCCUCGGCCUCAAGGCCAACGUGUCGGAGGCGGAUCACCCGCUGCUCUGCGAGGGGACCCGGAGGCAGAGAGGAGACCUGGCCAUAGCUCUCCUGGUGUACUACAAGGACGAGCCGAGCAAGAUCGCCCGCAUCAUGGAGAAGCUGCUGGACCGGGAGAUCCACAUGCUGGUGAAGGUGCCCAUCCCGACGUCGCAUUACUCCGCCAACCCCGGCGCCAAGAUCCAGCUUCCCAGCCGCAGGAGAGAGGACUCCGUCUGUAGCGAGCCAAUGGUCCCUUCUACGUCGGAGCCCUUGCUGAUCGACAGUGCAGCCGUCUCCGGCGCCGGCAGCCGUCCCCACAGCUCCACCAGCGCGGAGCUGGAGCAGGGGUUGUCAGCCCUGGCGCUGGGCGGAGCCCCGCCCCCGGGCAGCGUGUCCCAGGUCGCCGGCAUCCCGCGCAGCAAGGAGUCCACCCGGUACAAGGGCAAGCGGGCGUACCCGUCGAUCCCGAACCAGCCCUCGGAGGCGGGGGCCCACUUCAUGUUCGAGCUGGCCAAGACGGUGCUGACCAAGGCGGGCGGCAACAGCAGCACGUCGCUCUUCACGCAGGCGUCCACCUCCCAGAACCACCACGGGCCGCACCGCUCGCUGCACAUCUGCGCCUUCCAGAUCGGCCUGUACGCGCUGGGGCUGCACAACUGCGUCAGCCCCAACUGGCUCAGCCGCACCUACUCCUCCCACGUGUCCUGGAUCACAGGCCAGGCGAUGGAGAUAGGGGCGCCGGCCAUCUCGUUCCUCAUCGAGACGUGGGAGGGCCACCUGACGCCCCCGGAGGCCGCGAGCAUCGCGGACCGGGCCUCGCGCGGCCGCGACCGCAACAUCGUCCACUCGGCGGCCGAGCUGGCGCUGUCCUGCCUGCCCCACUCGCACGCGCUCAACCCCAACGAGAUACAGCGGGCCAUACUGCAGUGCAAAGAGCAGAGCGACUCGAUGCUGGAGCAGGCGUGUCUCACCGUGGAGGCAGCCGCGAAGGGAGGCGGUGUCUACCCAGAGGUGCUGUUCCAAGUGGCCAAGUACUGGUACGAGCUCUACAUGCGGAACGUGCCGGGCGGGGAGCACAUGGACAGCGAGGUCCCCCCGGAGGCGAUGGCCGUCGACUCCCACGGCACGCUGCUCGCCAUGGUGGAGCCCGCACAGGAGAUGCCGCCCCCGUCGGGCGCCGUCCAGCCGGUCGUUGUGACGACGGCGGCCCCCCCGCCUCCCUACCCCUCCCACCACCCCGCCGUCACCACGCUGGCCAUGAGCGUGCCGUACUCCGUGGGGCCGUACAGCUUCGCGGUGCAGGGGCUGCACUUCGGGGGGCCCAUGGCCCACCGGCCCGUCGCCCUGCCCCCGCCCCCGCACCUGCAGAUGUACCACCUGUCGCCGCCUGCGUUCCAGUACCCGCCGCACGCCGCCAGCCCCUACCUGGUGGCGUCGGCGCCGCCCCACCACAUGUACCCCCUGCCCCCGGGGGCCGCCCCGUCGCAGGGCCUGCCGCCUCCGCCCGCCGGCUCCUCCGCCUCCGGCUCACCUCAGCAGGUGGGCAACGGCAUGGCGCGGCCCAGGCAGAGCUUCUCCCAGGUGCAGGUGCGCUACCUGCUGGCGGCGUACCGCGUGGGGAUGCUGGCUCUGGAGACGCUGUCUCGCCGGGUCCACGACGACCGCCCCCAGGCCAAGUACGCGCGCAACCCCCCGUACGGCGAGGACGCCAAGUGGCUGCUGCGCAUCUCCAAGAAGCUCGGCACGCAGUACCUGCACCAGUUCUGCAUCUGCGCGGUGAGCAGCAUCGUGAGCCCGUACGUGCUGCAUGACAUCGCCCUGGAGGCGGGGCAGUACCUGGCUCGCAACAACCCCAGCCUCCUGGGGCAGCACCUGCGCUCCGCCCUGCUGCCCCUCGUCCAGAAGUGCCAGCAGAUGUACAUCCAGUGCUUGCACCAGAAACUGUACCACCUGACCACCGGCGACUACGAGGACUUUGUGAACAUCGUGUGCUCGGCGCGCGCGGCUUUCCAGAUCACGCCGGAGGGCUCCACCCAGUUCAAGGAGUGGCUGCAGUCCAUACGCAGCAGGUCCAAGUCGUGCAAGAAGGACCUCUGGGCCCAGAUAAACGCGGCGCUGCAGGCCAACAGCAAAUGACAGUGGCCGGAGCUAGGCGCCCACCACUGCGGCGGGGGAGGGGCGAGCCCGGCCAGGGCCCCGCGUCCCGCCGACCUGUCCCAGGACGCCGCCGGCUGGGACGGCGACCCCCCCGGCUCGUGGCCGUGGAGCGACGCCGACCCCAGAUGACUCGCGUCUCGUCGUCCACGCCCUCGCCCCCCCCCCUCCACCUAGAUAGAACAGAAAUGAACCGUUUCGAAGAAAGGGGAAAAAAAAUAAAAAAUUAAAAACUCUCCAUUCCGUGUCGUGAUGUGGCGUGGAAACAGCCCAAAAAAAUUAACAAAAAGCAAAACACUAUUUUUUGACACUAUAAGCUCCCACUCGAGUGUUCUUCUCUUUGUUUUUUGUUGUGUGUGAAGUGAUGUGUACUCGUGAACGUGUUCUAUCGUAUGUUGCAUUGCCUUCUUUGUCGUGUACCGUUUGUUGAUAGCUGCGUUGUAAAUGUGAACGAAAGCAUGGUUUUUUCCAGUCAGAUCUCAUUUUAUUAUUUUGUAAAUAACCGCAAAUCUGUACGGGCCAAUUGUUAUUCUCAGAGAUUUUAAUAUUUUACUAUUAUUUUUUUUGUGUAGUAAGUUCUUCUUCAUCUUUCUUACUUAAUUUUUUUUUAUUAGUUUUCCUGUUUUCAGGAUCUCGUAAGUUUACAAUGCCACUUUUUUUUUUCCCACCCAUAUUGUCUGGUUUGCAGGGAAAAUGAAUUUUGCGUGAGUGCUGCGGAACAGCGUAAAGUAACUGUUGUGAAUGAACAUGAACUUUUUACGGUGCGAGAUAAACUGUCUUUUGUGUUUAGAGCGUAAAUGAAGAGAGAAAAUUUACAGAUGAUUUAUUAUCACUAUAAGUGAUGUCAUUGAGAUUCAUUGUAAUGUGAUGAAUGGUUUCGAAUUGUUGUGUGUUCGGAUAUGUACGAUGAUGGUUUCGCUGAAACAGACAACUUUGCACGUACACACACAUGCACACUGUGUUCAAAAAAAUUUUAUCACGUAAAUAUUUUUAAGUGAAAAUUAGGUCAUGAGGGAGUGAGAUGUCUAAACACUUUUUACAGCGUUAGUAGAUAAGUGUAAGCAUAUGUGUUUUGAAAACGUGUAACUUAAUGUUCUUCGUCUUUUUAAAAAAUAGCAAGUUUGCGCCUAGAAAUCCUUGUGCUAGUUAAUGUGUUCUCCCUCAUUUGAGGUUAUAAACUUUUUUGAUAAUGUUCUAUCUAGUUUGGAAAUUUUUGAUUGUUAAAAUUGAUAAUGAAUUUUUAUUUUUUUUUAAAUUUAAUCAGUAUCAGUAACUGAACUUAAUAUUGUCGCGGGUUGAAAUUUUGCAGGGUUGUUGAAAUCAAAUUUAGGGACUUUACUGACGGGACUCUGGGCUGGCUGCUCUGUUCACUCGUCAGCGCAAGUGGCGUGACCAUGUAAUUGGGGCACGGGGCCGGCGCGGCGCGCUGCGGGCUUGCAGAAUUUUGUUUGUUUGUUUGGCCGCACGCUGGCGCAGCCACGGGCCGCGGUUACUGGGGCGCGCUGUCGUAACAAGCCGCGCGGUGUGGCCUGCACAUUGGGGUAGAGGGGGGGUAGUCUUCCCAGAUGUUCUAGUUAGUUGUUUAGUAAAUUUGACUUCAAUAACGAGCUUUUGUUAUGGUAGGCGCGGCAGGGCGCGCGAAUUUAAGCGCAAGUGAUUGGUGACUCGGGGCUCACUCAGGCGGAGGCUAUGCGUCUCACCUGUGGUCACGAGUUGUUAGUUCGUUCGUGAUGUAGGAAUUCAAGCUUUCGGGCGGAAGCUAUGGUCGACGCCAGAGGCCACGAGUCGUUUAAUUUAAGUUAGGUCAUAAUGUAGUCAUCUUCAAGCUUUCGGGCGGAGGCAAUGGCCCUCGUCACUAGUCGUUUAGUUAUAAUUUUUAAAAUGUAAUGUUCGUUCGGAUUUUAAGGGCAGGAGAGGCCCCUACGUUAGUUUUAAGUAAUCGAUCAAGAAAGGCUUUUCGGAAAAUGUGAGUAUGGACUUAUCUUUGUUUUAAUUUUAAGUAUUAAUUAUGAUUUGAGGUAUUCGGAAGGACUAGGGAAGUGUUUAGUGAAGUUCUCUCAUUCUCUCUCUUGUAAGGUCGUUCAAUCGUUAAGGAAGUAAAGAGAUUAUUGUUUUAAAUUGUAAUCCCGCUAUUUAAAUGUUCUUUAAAAUGAUGUUGAGUAUUUGACUUUAAGAAUAAAAUAAUUUUAAUUAAGUAUUAUGUUAUUUUGCAAAAUCUCCUUAGUUCAGCUCUCACCAGACAUCCUGUACGGGAUGACGAACCUAUGAUCCUAGGUACAGUAAAGUAUUUUAUGAAGUUAAGACUAGUUGAUGCCAAGCGAGUUGUUUCUAUGUAAAGAGCUACGAUUCUCGCCCCCCCCUCUGAAGGUGGCACGUGACAAUAUAAAUAAAAAUGUAAUGAUUUCUUUUGGUCUAA
Messenger RNA from Bacillus rossius redtenbacheri, 8114 nucleotides. It is a transcript of the gene Dora, whose product is annotated as zinc finger SWIM domain-containing protein 8 homolog. Gene Ontology annotation, cellular component: Cul2-RING ubiquitin ligase complex. The record is from RefSeq and is a predicted model, not a curated record. Lineage: Eukaryota; Metazoa; Arthropoda; Insecta; Phasmatodea; Bacillidae. The coding region runs from base 377 to 5680 and encodes 1767 amino acids. The transcript is spliced from 22 exons. Gene Ontology annotation, molecular function: zinc ion binding.